This is a messenger RNA of Musa acuminata subsp. malaccensis (wild Malaysian banana), 1147 nucleotides long. RefSeq lists its product as uncharacterized. The record is from RefSeq and is a predicted model, not a curated record. Lineage: Eukaryota; Viridiplantae; Streptophyta; Magnoliopsida; Zingiberales; Musaceae.
UAGCGACCACACUAUCCCGCGCUCUCUUCGCUCUCCGUCCUCCGUGGGGUCGCGAGGGAAAGAUAAAGGCGAUAAAACCCUAAUCCCAAUCUCGAAGAUUUUGGAGUUUGGACCGGCGGAAGGAGAAAGAGAGGAAGAAGAGGAGGGAAGCCAAGGAAUGAAGAACCUUUACCCCAAAGGGAAGGGAAAGAUCCACCCGUCACCGGCGGACGGUGGCGGGCCGUCGUCCCCGAGCCAGGAUGUGCUCGCGGUGCUCAAGCUCCUCCCGGCCGCCAUCCUGGCCCUCACGGUGGCGCUGACCUACCAGGAUAAGGAAGUGCUGGCGUACCUGAUCACCAGGUCCAUCCAUGGCCCGGCGACGCUCGCCGCCGGCGCGGAGCGUAGGCGGUGCCGUGGGCAUCGGCCGCUCUUCGACUGCGGGUGCUUCGACUGCUACAUCAGCUUCUGGUCGCGGUGGGACUGCUCUCCCGACCGCGAGCUUAUCCACCAAGCCAUCGAGGCGUUCGAGGAGCACCUAGCCAGCCUAGAGAAGAAGGCCGGCGGCAGGGGGCGGCGGAGGGAGCGGAGGGUGGUGGAUAGAGCCGAGAAGGGCAAGAAGAAGAACAAGGAGCGGAGGAAGGCGGUGGUCGAGGAGGAGGAAGAGAAGUCGGUCGAAGAGUCAGCCAUGGCGAAUGAAGCCGCGAGCUUAUCCGGCGAAGUCAAGGAAUCAUCGGAUAUUGUGGAGGCCGCGGCGGAGGAAGACGAGGAGAAGAGCGCAGAAGAAGAGGCGCUGCCGGUGGGCUGCGAGAGGCGGAGGGGAUGGCCGGACGUGAUGGGGCUCUUCAACUCUCGUUUGUUGAGCCUUUGGGGUCCGGGCGUGUGAGGCUUUUUUUUUUUCCUUAUCUUUGAACGAGGAAUAAUAAUAAUAAUAAUUAAAUAAUUAAAUAAAACAGAUUAAAAAAAAAACUAGAGAUGGGGGGAAUUAAAUUUGCAGUUGUUGGUUUGGAAUUUUAAGUUUCUGUAGUGGUUAUGUCUCGAGUUGUGUAGAGUUCUGUAGUCGAGUAUGCAAUGUGUAUGCGACUUAUAGUUGACGAAGUAGCAGAUGAUGUUGGUGGUGUUCAUCAUCGAGAAAGAUGCUGGACAAUUCAGAUGAUAGAUAGAUAGAUAA